AUGAAGCAAGUGUUGGGCAACGGGAAGAACGGAGAGAAGCUGUGGGUGCACGUCAGCUGCUCCUUGUGGAUACCAGAGGUGAGGUUUACCUCCGAGGAGCUAAACCCUGUCAACUUGGACUUCAUCGAGAAGAGCCGAAAGAUUCUCAAGUGCCUCCUGUGCGGGCAGAAGGGCACCUGCGUCCAGUGCGCAGGGGGGCGGUGCCUCCUCUCCUACCACCCCUGGUGCCUCAUCCACUCCGACAGAGGGAUCAUCAACCGAUCGAUUUCGGUUCAGAGCCACCUGCACGUGUUCUGCCAGGAUCACAAGGCGGACGUCAUCUCCUCUCUCGAUCUCGAAGGGAGGGACUGUCAGCUCGGGCCGAUGUGCUACCAGGACGCGAGGGACCGCAUCCAGCCCAAGAUGCAGGCCGGGUUCUUGCCCAUGCUGGCCCCGUCGAGCGGUGGGAAGGGGGGUGCCAAGUCCGGCCGGCUGAGCGGCGGUAAACAGGCUUUCAAGGGCAAGAACAGCAAGAAGCGAAACCGCGACGGUUCUCCCGGCGGCUUGAUCGACGUAGAGGGAGGGGGGGCUUGCGUGGGCAUGGACCAGCAGCCGCAGUCGCCGCACGUGCAGCAGGGGCGGAAGCGGCGGAGGAAGUUCGGGCCUGGCCCGGGCGGCAGCGCGACAGAUGCGGCGGGCAAGGGCGAGCCAGAGCCCGACUGCGUGGAUAAGCCGGGCGCCCUGAUGGGGAGGAGGGCGGACCCCGACAUAGACGACGACGGCAACCUGGAUAAGGCCGGCGCGCCUCGGAUUGGCCAGGAGUCGCUCACCUGCGAGAGGUUCUGGGAGGUGAUGGCCGGCUACUUUCCGGAGGGACACAGCCCCAGCUGGCUGGGCAAGCUCCUCGACAUCGAGCACCUGCCGAAGGACGACGACCCGGCCUACGUUAUCCCCGAGCCCCGCCAGAAGGACAAGGAAAAGGACAAGGAAAAGGAUAAGGAGACCGGGGGGGAUAAUGCCAAGCAACCCAAGGAUGGCGGCGGCGGCAGCAGCAGCAGCCCGAAGAGGGGUGGCGCGGCGGGCGGCAGCCGGGAGGACGGCGGCGAAAGCGACGAUUCAAACCCCGUCUCCGUUGACGGCGGCGGCGCACUCGAAGACGACGACGACGAUGACGACGACGACGGGCUUGACGCUCACCGCCGCCGGAGCGGGGGAAGCGGAGCCGCCGCCGCCGCCGACAGGAGAGGAAAGUCUCCUCCCGCCUCGGCGCGAGCUGUCCGCGGCAGCGCACGCCUCGGUGGCGGCCGCGGCGGCAGCGGCGGCGGCGGCGGCGGCUGGUCGACGUCGUCCGACGCGUUGCCGCGCCCGGAGCCGACGGUCGUGGACUCGGAUUGCGUGGCGGCCACUUGCCACCGCCAGGUGGGGCUCGUGUUGCAGAGGGGGAAGAGCCUGCGGGUGGGGUGCCGGUUCGCGCUCCGCGUGGCCGAGACGCUGGAGGACGAGCGGGCCAUCGAGAAGGAGCGGGCCGAGGGCGGCGUGCAGUGGUCGCGCUUCGAGAUGCCGGCCGACGAUGAGCUGGACCUGGACUUGGGGGCGUACCCGGGCCUGUUGGUGGGAGCUAAGCCGCGGGGGCAAGAGGAGCAGCGGAGCGCGACAGGGGAAGCCGGUGGUGGGGACGACGGCGUUCUUUUGCCGGGCAUAGCGGCGGCUCCGCCCGCGGCGGCUGGAACGGAGGAGGCCGUAUCAUCGUCAGGGGAUGGGAACGGAGAUGGCGGCGGUGAUGGUAGUGAGUGCGAUGCGUCCAGUCUCUUCGUGGCACUCCAGGGAUGGACGAAGCACGACGUCGACGAUCCGGAGGUAAGGUUUCAGCCAAGGGGUGCCGUCAUCGCCGAUGCCAGCAGGGAGCAUCAAGGCGGCGAUGGGGCGGCGGCGGAUCCGGGGGGAAGACCUGCUCGCACGGCGUCGGCGGAUGACAGCACCGACAUCGCCGCCGCUGCUGUGGCGGCGGCGGAUGCGGCGGCGGGGGCGGAGAAGGUGAUGAAGGCGGCGGAGCCUCUGCCCGUGAUGGACGACGAGGUUGUCCAGGCGCUCAAGCUGCAGCAGGACAAGCUGCGGGGUAACACCGAGGGUUGCUUGAAGAGGAUCGACCCUAUCCGGGCCAUUGUGGAGCCGAUGGUUGGAGAGGCCUCCAGCUUUGCAGUCAAGAACGACCAAGUGUACACGAGAUACUGCCGGGUUCAGAUGUGGAAGCGGCUGUACAACAAGCUGCACUUCGGCGUCGCAGACCGGCCCCUUAACUUCAACAAGAGCAAGGAGGAAUACGAGGCCGAGCGCAGGGCGGCGGUAGAGCAGGCGAACAAGGAAGAUGCGGUUUGCAUGGUGUGCUUCGACGGUUCGACGGACGAGUCCGGCAACCUGACUAUCGUAUACUGCGACGGGUGCGACAUGUCAGUGCACACGGACUGCUACGGCAUCCAAGACCCAAAGGCCGACUUCGUCUGCGAUCGCUGCACGAGGCUGAGAGAGCUGGAAGCCGGGUCGAAGCAGAUGACGGGGGAUGAGGUCAACUGCUUCCUCUGCCCGAACAUCCACGGGGCCUUGAAGCGAACGACGUGCGGCCGGUUCGCGCACAUGACGUGCCUGCUCAUGUCGCCGGGAGUGCGGAUGGGGGAUCUCAAGCACAAGAAACGCAUCGAUAUCUCAGAGGUGCACACGGACGUGGCGGUUUUGCCGGACCUGCUGCCGUUCAACCGCACGGUCUUGGAAGCGCAGCAAGCUGCCGCGAAGCAGCUCUUCCUCCCAGCGGCGGAAGCAACAACUCCGCCGUCAUCCGGAGCCGGAGCUGGAGCCGGAGGACCGGAAGCAGGCACUAACGUUGUCGCGAGCGGCGGCAGCAGCGGCACCGAUAUGGCGAUGGUGGUGGCAGGACCGGCGUCGGCACCGGCGGGCGAGUCCUCGGGGGCAGCGGCGGCGCCGGUGCCGGCGGAAGCGCGACAGGCCAGCAGCGGGGACGGCGGCGAAGGAGGCGGUGCGGCGGCGGCGGCGGCGGUAGCGGCAUCUGCGGCGCAGAGGAAUUGGUCGGCGAGUGUGGAGGCGGCGGGGCAGCAGGUGGCAAGCACACAGCCGCAGCUGCAGCCGCAGCCGCAACCACAGCCUUUCGCGCAUAACACCAACGCCGUCAACACCGCGGUAGCCGCGGUUCAUGAGCAGCAACACCAGAACCACCAGCACCAGCAGAACCAUCUGGCGAUGGAGGAGGAGGUUAGCGUCGUCGACGUGUCCGCCCCGUCGGCGGCAGUGGGGCCGGGGGCCAUGUUGGAGGUAACGCGGCCGCCGCCACCGGUUCCCCAGGAGCGGAAUGUCCCGAACCGGGUGUUUGAGUGCUGCUUCUGCGGCGUCGCGGACGGGGCUCUGCUAGACUGCGGUAUCACUGAGUGCGGGGUCGGCGGGGGUGGGUGCCUCCGCCACGGGGAAGGGCCUGUCCUCGGAGGCGGCGGCAGCGGGGGCCCCUCCGCGGACGGUAACUUGGGGGACGGGAGGCCCGUGUGCGGGAAGCGGUUCCACUUUCUGUGCGCCUGGUUCGCGGGGGCGUACGUGAAGGUGGACGUGACGGACCCUUCCUUCACGAGGGGGGAGCGCGGGCUGUCGGGGGACAUGGAGGCGUGGCCGGCUCCGGGGGAACCGAGGUACGGGUUCCCCGCCGGCAUGUCGGUCGAGGCGCGGUGCCUGGAGCACUCCGUCGGCGCCCCGGGGAGGAAAGGCGCGCCGGCGGAGGCCGCGGCGGUGCAGCAGCUGGCGGACGCGGACGCGCUGCCUCCGGGGACGAUCUCGCUGGGCGAGACGGCGGGAGGGGUAGUGAGGGGCACCACGUGGGAGGAGCAGAGGGACCUGCGCAACAAGUACCGGAUGAAGGACCGUCCGACUGUUGUGCAGGUGGAGGGAAAGAAGAAGAAGAAGUCCAAGGCCCAGCUCAAGAGGGAGCAGAAGGCGGAACGCGAGAAGCAGAGCAACGUGAGCACCAUGCGCGUCUCCGGCCCAAGGCCGCUCGACCCCGACUCGUACGACAGGAUCGCCUGUGCGGUGUGCAUGAAGAUCGCCGCGCCCGUGCUCCUCGGUCCCGCCGCUGCUGCCGCCGCCGGGGCCUCCACCGCGGCCGCGCCUGCGGCAGCGGCCGCGACUGAAGGAGGGGGAGCGGGAGCCGCUGCUGGGGGCGGCGAAACGGCGGGUGGGGCGGCGACGGGGGCGGCGGCGGCUGCGGCUGCGGCGGCGGCGGCGGCGGAAGAGGACUUGGUGCAAUGUGCCAAGUGUGGCGUACGGGUGCACAGGAAGUGCUACGGCGUCCCGGAAGGGGUUGGCGGUCCGGGGGCAGGCAAGGGAGAGAAGUGGGUCUGCGCGCCGUGCACAGCACGCGUGAGCAGGCCGUCGUGCACGCUCUGUCCCCGCAAGGGCGGUGCGUUUCUCCGGAUCAAGGGCAGCCAGUACUGCCACGCUUACUGCGCGGAGCGGACCCCGGGGGCUCGGGUCGUGGACCCCCUCCCACCCCCUCCUCCUCCUCCUCCUCCUCCUCCGCCCCCUCGCGGGGUCGACGAAACUGCCCCGGAUGGCGGCGGGGGCGGGGGGGGCCCGAUGAAGGUGGAGGGCGGCGACGGGGACGUUGGUGCUGGUGCUGAUGCGGCCGGGACGUCGAGGGCGAGCACGGGCGAGAAGGGUAAGGGCAAGGCCGCGAAGAGUAAAAUCGGCAAGGGGAAGGCCGCGAAGAAGCCGGCUGCCGGGGCGGUGACAGCGGCGGCAGUGGCGGCAGCGACGGCGGCGGCAGCGGCGGCGGCGGCAGCGGCGGCGGCGGCGGCGGAGGAGACGGGGGAAGACGACGAUGACGACGAGGAUGAAGAAGACGAAGACAUGGAAAGCGCGACCGCUCGUAGCGGGAGCAGCAGCAGGAAGAGGCUCUACUCCAGUAAGGCUCUCGGCGGCAAGCUGCUGGGCGGCGGCGGCGCGGGGGGGUUGGGGGUAGCCGGCAGCGCAGCGGCGGCCGCGGCAGUGGCGGCCGGGAGGGGGGGAGUCAACAGCGGCGGCGCGAAGCCGCCGCCGGCGUCCUUCUUCAAGACGGCGGAGACCAAGGGCGUGCCGAAGGAGAUAAAGAAGGUCCACAAGUGCGACAUCUGCAAGCGCAAGAACGGCGCCGUGGUUCCUUGCACCCCGGCGGCGCGGAGGGGGGGAGGGGGGGCGACGGCGCAGGACCGGGUGUGCGAGAAGUGGAUGCACCCGAUGUGCGCGGCGAACGCGGGGCGCCACUGCCGGACCCUGCCCCCUGAGGAGGCCGAGAAGACGCCCUUCAAGUUUAAGUAUGCGGUGACGUGCCAGGAGCACACGGCGCUUUGCCUGCGGCAGCUGUCGAGGACCGACUUGGACCGAGCGCGCGUCCUUUUCGACUGCGUCCUCCGGAGGGAGAAGAUCAAGCGUCAGCUUCACCGCACCAGCUCGGACCUGUUCGACACGUGCCUGGCCCACUUCCGGGCGGCGACGGCGGCCGGCGCGGCCAACCUGGGGGAGCGCCUCGAAGCCAUCGGCGCCGCUUCGGCGGCCGCCGCCGCGGCUAAGGCCGCCCUGGAGCCCGCGCCGGCGCUGGACUCCAGCAGUGGCUCGGACCGGCAGCGGCUGAUCAUGUCGCAGCAGCGGGACGCGAAGGAGGCGGCCGCGGCGAGCGAGGCGGCGGCGGCGGCGGUGGCUGCCGCGGCCGCGGCGGCGGCAAAAAAGAACAGCGGCACCGGCGGCGGGAGGAAGGGCGGGAGGGCGGCGGCGGCGGAGCUGGCGGCGGCGGUGCCGUGGUAUGGCAAAUACACGGCGCUGGAGGAGAACGCGCUCACCCUACCCGAGGUGCCAAAGAACCCCGAUCUCACCAUCCGGCUCAAGCUGCCCCGCUCGGGCAGCGACCUCGGCGCUUCCGAGUUCGGCCGCGUCCGCAAGAAGACCCUCAAGGCGGAGGAGGCCGGCGGGACGGCCGGGAGCAGCGCCCGCCGCGCAGCGUCGACGGCGGCGGCGGAGGCGGAAGAGGCGAAGCGGCGGAAGGGCGGGGCCGGCGGUGGGGCCCCCGCGGAGCGGUGGCCGGUGGNGGGGACGCAGAGGCCGGUCGCGGGGAGGGAGGGGUCCCACACUCGGUCGGUGGCGGCGGCGGAGAGGCUCGUGGACUCGUGCAUUGGGGCCGCGCCGCUGGAGGGCAUCGCGGCGGCGGUGCUUCUCCAGAGGCGGUCUUCUUCCGCUUCCGGCUGCCGUAGGGUCCCAGAACACUUCGGGAAAGUCUUGGCCAACCUGGUGGGACCGCGUAACGUCCGACCCCUCACGGAGGCGAGAAGGGCAUACGUCAAGGCUCACCCCCGCCCGGAGCUUCCGCCCCCUCCGUCUCAAGAGCAGCUCUUGCUAGACCGACAGCUGAUGGAAAUGUACAACGUGAUCUCCCAGAAGCGGGUCGAGAGGGAGGAGAACGACCCUAGGUGGGAGAGCGGCAGGGUCAAGCCGGACGACGGGAUGCGAGACCUUGGCGAGCUGUUCGAGGAGGCCCCCUCUGAGGACAGCUACCCGGAGUACCACGCCAAGGUCAAGAACAUCAUGGACCUCAACACCAUUAGGACAAAGGUCCUGGACAGGGAGUACUCUUCUGUGGAAGGGCUGCUGUCCGACGUGGCUCUCAUGUACUCUAACGCUCAGGUCAUCAGGCACGAACAGGCUACCAAGGACGGCAAGCAGCUGCUCGCCCUGGCUCAGGCGACGGUCGAGCGUCUCCGAAGAGAGAGGCAGGAGGGGACGCCUCGCAAGGACAGACUCAGGCAGCAACAGAGCGCGUCCGGCUCUGAGCAACCGGCGGCGGCCGUUUUCGGCACCGGGCUCCGCAUCAACUGCGCCAAGUGCACCAAGCUCCGCCGAGACCCGCCACUGGCGGCAACGGGGGGAAGGCCCUCCAUGGCAUGCACCAAGAAGGAGCGGUACUGGUUCUGCGAGUCGUGCGUCACGGAGAGCCCGGACGCGUUCACCGGGCGCGGCAUCGGCGUGUGCAGGCAGGACGGGAAGUGGAAGAUGGCCACCGUAAGGGGUUACGAGCCCUUGUCAGGAAAGCACGAGGUGUUGUACAGGGGCGACAUUCCAUGGGAGUUCCUCUCUCUCGGGGACCCGCGCAACCACAUCCGGUACUGCCAGCCCGUCCCGCCGGCUUCGCUCAACAGCGUGCAGGAGAUGCAGCAGCAGCAGCGGCGGCGGCAGCAGCAGCUUGAGGAGGAGGAAGGCGGUGACACUGCCAAUGAGGUGGUGAACGUUAUGGACGUGGAUCCUCCUUCUCUGUCAGCUCACCCGCACUUGGCGGGGGGGGUAAACGAGCGCGAUCGAGGUGGUAGUCGUCCUCCGGAGAAGGGGAUCCCGUUGGAGGCGGCGGGUAGUGGUGGUCCCGGGGACGAAGGCGUACCAUCCCCUCAAGGCGGCGACGCAGCAAUCUCCGCCGUGGCUGUGCCGGAGGAAAAGGCUCGCGAUGGCGGAGCCGGAGGGACGAGCGGAAGCGGCAGCGCCGGCGACCGCCACCGCGUCAUCGAUGGCGAGAGGGAUUCAGGCCGUGGCGACGAGGCUGCGGCUGCUGCGGCGAUGGCGGCGGCCGGGCCGAGCGCGGAGGCUUCAGGGACGGCGCGAGGCGCGGCUGCUGUUCCGGCGCACGAAGAGGAACCGGCGAAGGUGGCGGCAAAGCGUAAGAGGGAAGAGGACCAAGACGCGGACGAGGACUGGGCCAAGGCGGCGGCCAAGCGGAAUAGAGAAGAGGAUGGCACAGGUGGUGCUGGUGGGGGCGUGGCGAGCGUUGGUCUACCUCUGAUACCAGCAACCCCUGCGGCGGGGGCAGCGGAAACGCCGGAAGGUGCUUCCGCGGCUUCGAUUGGCGCAGGUGGCAGCAGCGAGAGGGGCGGGGAAAAUGCCAUGCCCAUGGCGGUGGAAGUACCGCCUGUAGGCGCCGCCGCGGUUGAGAGCACGAAGAGACCACAGAGCACAGCAGUCGUCGGCGACGCAAAGCACCCAGACAACCGUACCGCUGCCGCCGCCGGACGCGGGGUGAGUGGUGAGGGCGGGGAAGGUGUAUCAACAUGGGUGGAAGUUGACGGCAGCGGCGGCGGCGGCGGGUCUUCCCGUUCCCAGGCUGGACUGAUCCCGGCGGCCGGGCCGAAUGGGCUUCCCCCACAAGGCACCGCUACUAGCAGUACUCCCGCUGAUGGCGCCGGCGGGUCAGGAAAACGGCCGCGGUCGAUGACGGCGACGCCGGCGCUACCUCCGUCCUUGGACGGAGCCAGGGCGGAGUGGAGGGCCAAGGGCAUGGUGGGAACGACGCAGGAGGAGGAGGGGGAACGACCAGGAAGUAUGAAGCCUCAUGUUCUCGAGGGGGGCAGAGAAAGCAGCCGAGCCCAGCCGCAACCGCAUCUACCUCCCACUACGGACUCUGCUGCGCAAAGAGGGGGCGGUGACGGAGGAGGAGGAGCGAAGGGAAGAGGGAGUGUUUCCGGCUCCGGCGGUAGCGGGAGGGCCGGCGGCGGCGGCGGCGGUCGUUCGAGCGGAGGGCUGAGCAUUCAGGCGGCAGCGGCUGCCGGAGGCGGUGGCGGCAGCGGUGGUAAGAUCCGCAGCAGGCUGCGGAGCAACAGCGGCAGCGGCGGUAGCAGCAACUCCAGCCCCAGCCCCGGCGGGAACAGAAGCCCGAACGGCGAAGGGCACGGGGCCGUUGGCAGCAGGGGGGCAAAGCGGAACAGGGACGACGGCGGCGGCAGCGGGUGGCACGGCGCGGUGGCGGCGGCCGCCGCUGCCUCAUCCGCCGUCCCCUCUACGGCAGACGACAGGGCGAGCAAGGACAGGCGCUCCAAAUCCCCCCGCCGAUAGGAAAUAAUAACUCGGGGUUACGUGGGCGUUGGUGGUACUGCCUCCGGUGAUGGAUGUGACCACCGUUUUUUUUGUUUUUUGUCUAUUCCAGUUUCUGACGCGAGGUUUGAUGCCCGCAGUUAGCUUUCCCGGCGGGCACGGGGGCAGGGACAAGCAAGAGGAGCUGUUGCUGCUGCUGUUACUGCUUGCUCGUUGAUGGGACCACCAGAAAAGUCGUGCUCGGAAAGCUUAAAUUUGUGCAGAGAGGAGAUAGGGACACGGCCAGAAAGAAUAAGUGAAAGGAAAGGCUGGCUGGCUGUUUGUUUUUCACGAUGGGAAAAGAGCUCCGAGAACGGCACGCGAUGGUCGUAUGGUUGAGGUGUAGAGAAACCUUCUGUCGCGCUACAGCUGCAGUCGAAAAGGAAGGUCGGUGUGGAGUAGCCUUUGCACGGGGCACGUUUUUCCGCAACGAGCGCGUUGGGGGUUUGAUGAAGAAUGCUUUCGUGUCUUGGGAGAGGACGGGUUCGGGGCCGACCACCGCAAGCGAGCAAGCAACUCAGGCCCAAAUGGUAUAGGCACGCUAUCACCUCCCUGCGCGCGUGCGAGUGUUUUUCAGCUCACGAAUAGAGUGCAGCGGUGUAGGGCGACAAGCUCGUGUUUGUAGGAGGACAUUUUUUUUUGUUACAAUAUCGUGGUUGUGUGCGUGUUUGAGUGUUGCCUGGCUGAGACCUCGUUAUAAUCAUCGUUCCUCUAUGUGUCAUCAUGGCUAUCUCCGUCAAGGCGGGAAUGGCUGGCUGCUUCUUUUGCGUCGAUCGUUUCGUGUACACGACGCGCGGUUUUGAUUUUGUUGGUGGACGGACGCGGUAAGCGGCGGGCAGGACCAAACCAUCUGUCUGUCUGUCUGCCUCUCUUUCUUUGCCGAAUGUCGAGAGCGGAGUGUUUCUAUUCGCGGGGUGCAUAAUCACGGCAGCCUCUGCCUCAUCUAGCGAUUGUCUGGUCCGUGACGAUGCGGCCUGCGUGCGUGUAGCUGGCGGCGUGGGUGAUACCGCUGCCAACAAGCGGACAACAUCUAAUGACGUGUUGGUUGAUAGAUGAUCGUUUGUGUAUUGAUUCUAUGAUUCACUUUUGUUUUUGUUUCUCAGAGGGAGGGGNGGGGGGGGGGGGGGGGGGGGGGGGGGGGGGGGGGGGGGGGGGGGGGGGGGGGGGGGGGGGGGGGGGGGGGGGGGGGGGUCGGUGAGAAACAGAGACAAAUAAUGACGUCACUCGUUGAUUGUGGUGUUUUGUGUAAAAUUGUGUUUACCGAGAAGUAGAGUUUCAUAGGAGUGUCUCGUGGAAAUGGAGGACAUGAAGACGAAAAGGCCGCGGGGGAGUGAGGCAUCCAGGGCCGGUCACUCAAUCGCAUAGACGGAUGCCUUUCCUUCUCUUGACGUGCAAUCGAUUUGGGGCUUGGGGUGUCGUUGAAGACGAUUGGUUCGACGCUGGGUGAUGUCAUGAUAGUCGAGGGCAACAAUUUUUUCGUUGUAAGCUAAACUUUAGUUGAUGUUUCUGGCCGACACGCUU
This is a messenger RNA of Ectocarpus sp. CCAP 1310/34, 10410 nucleotides long. The record is from the annotation of a GenBank genome assembly. Lineage: Eukaryota; Phaeophyceae; Ectocarpales; Ectocarpaceae.